UAAUAAAAACAAAUUCCGAGGGCAUUCUUGACAGGUGCCCUCUGCUUUUCCUCAACAUCUCAACGCUCUCAAUCCCACACUCUCCCACUUUCGCUUCUACCUCAUCGGUCGAUUACAUUUCUUGCUACUUAGGUUUCAUCGAUCUGUGAUUUUUCUCGCCUUCCUUGUUUCCCUAUCUCGGUGAAUUUGAUCGCGGUUGUGGUUCUAGGGUUUCUUUGUUUGUUUGGUUUCGGGGUUUAAUUUGAUGUGUGGCAUGAAGAUCGAGGAGUCAGACGAUACGGGGAGUAGUAGGGAUGAAGAGAAGGGGGAGAUGCAGAUUGUGAGGGUUGAUUCAAAGAGAGCGUUGGUGGGAGCAGUUGCUCGGAUCCUGUUUUACCCGACACUCUUGUAUAAUGUGCUUCGUAACAAGAUUGAAGCUGAAUUCAGGUGGUGGGAUCAAGUUGAUGAGUUUUUGUUGCUGGGCGCAGUCCCAUUCCCCAAAGAUGUUCCUCACUUGAAGAAGCUUGGCGUUGGUGGUGUAAUAACUCUUAAUGAACCGUAUGAAACUUUGGUGCCUUCAUCAUUGUAUCAUGCUCAUGGAAUUGAUCACUUGGUAAUUCCCACAAGGGAUUAUCUCUUUGCCCCCUCCUUUGCUGAUAUCAGCCGGGCUGUGCAGUUCAUUCAUCAGAAUUCAACUUGUGGUAAAACUACUUAUGUUCACUGUAAAGCUGGGCGGGGAAGGAGUACAACAAUUGUGCUUUGCUAUCUGAUUGAAUACAAGCACAUGACAGCUGCUGCUGCCCUGGAAUAUGUGCGGUCUCAAAGACCCAGAGUGAUGCUAGCUCCAUCGCAAUGGAAGGCUGUUCAAAAGUAUAGCAAACGCAGACCUUGUUCUUUAGCACGCUCACCCUCAUGGGAUGCAGUUCUUAUAACCAAAGCUGAUCUUGAAGGCUACCAGAGCUCUGGUAAUGCUGGUAUGGAGCUGGCCAUUGCUCCUAAAGUGCCAAAGACUAAUCCCAUGAUAUCAAGACUAUCUUGUCUGUUUGCAUCCUUAAAGACAUCCGGAAAUAGUGUACCCAUGACGAGGUGGUUACCGGUUUCUGAGUCACGUGCUUGUUAAGCCAGCAAGCCAGGCCAGCUUGACACGGAUAUGUACAGAAGAAGGUUGUGGAAAUAAGUGAAGUUGGAUACUUUCCCACAGAGUCGGUGCAAUUGUGUUAAAUGAGAGUAUGCAUAGUAUGAAAGAUAGGGAGGGAAGAUUCCUCCAUUGUCGUGUUAUACGUUGUAGUUCUCUUGUAGAUACCUCAUGGUCAUGGGUGAUUACUCCAUAUGCAAGUUAAAUCAUUAUUGAUGUGAAAUAAAUACAAUUACUCAGUUGGUGGCCGAACGGUUGCUUCUGUUUACUGGUACAAGGUCUCUUUCCUGUUCCUUUGCACUUGCCUACUUGCAUAUUGCCUGCCUGAAGCAUAGCUCGUUUUGCAGAUCUGACCUCUGUAGCUCUGCCUACUGCUCCAGUUUCUGUUGCAAUAGGAUUCUAGGAAGGAACAGCGUAAUAUGUCUUGACGUGUGGAUGCAGCCUUGGAGUGUUAGUCAUUUAUUGUUGCUCCAAUUCUGGUGAAAAACUUGGGCUUUGGGUAUUGGUCGUAAAAGUAUCUUAACUAUAUAUACAUACAUCACAUUGAUACA
This is a messenger RNA of Arachis duranensis, 1665 nucleotides long. RefSeq names its product phosphatidylglycerophosphate phosphatase PTPMT2. The record is from RefSeq and is a predicted model, not a curated record. Gene Ontology annotation, biological process: protein dephosphorylation. The transcript has 7 exons. Gene Ontology annotation, molecular function: protein tyrosine/serine/threonine phosphatase activity; phosphatidylinositol-4,5-bisphosphate 5-phosphatase activity. NCBI's taxonomy places the organism in Eukaryota, Viridiplantae, Streptophyta, Magnoliopsida, Fabales, Fabaceae. The coding region runs from base 245 to 1099 and encodes 284 amino acids.